Molecule: messenger RNA, 654 nt
Organism: Aspergillus terreus NIH2624
Lineage: Eukaryota; Fungi; Ascomycota; Eurotiomycetes; Eurotiales; Aspergillaceae
Exons: 4
Coding region: 1-654 (217 amino acids)
Source: RefSeq, a predicted model, not a curated record
AUGAACAUCACCUCUAUCAGUCUUGCGACUCAAAUUCUUUGCGUUAUUGUCAUCACCAUCUUUGUCUCUUCCCGGUACGUUAUCAAGCAAAGGUUACGACUAUUCUUCGGAGUUGAAGAUGGUGGGUACACCGCCCUGUACUCUGGAAACAUGCUAAGAGAUCCUCUCAGUACUGUGCUUCAUCGCCUGGUUCUCACCAUUGGCAAGGUAUUCUAUGUCGCUGCCUUCUUCUAUGUCCCUAUGAUUCUCUUUGUCAAACUUGCCCUACUAUUUAUGCUGAUCCGCGUCUUCCAACCCCACAACAAUCAUUUCACAUAUAUCCACGUCUUCAUAAUACUCAUUAUAUUCUACUAUAUUGCUAUUUUCUUUGCCAAAAUCUUCAUCUGCAACCCCAUCCGCGCCUACUGGGAGAGCGAAGACAACAAAGCUACUUGUUUGAAUAAGUCCGCCGUGAUCGUCGCCGAUUCAAUCAUCAGGUGCAUCGCUGUCGCCUUUAGUUUAUACCGGCUGGUUCUCCUCUGCCUGGGAUUCGACAACCCUCAGGAUAUGUCACUCAUUCUGAGGAUUUUACUUACAGAUAACGCUGAGGGCGGACUGGGGCUGAUAUGUGCAUGUCUUCCAGCUUUGAAUAAGCUUAUCCACACCCUCAUGUGA